Molecule: messenger RNA, 7166 nt
Organism: Gymnogyps californianus (California condor)
Lineage: Eukaryota; Metazoa; Chordata; Aves; Accipitriformes; Cathartidae
Gene: CPSF6
Product: cleavage and polyadenylation specific factor 6
Exons: 11
Coding region: 22-1773 (583 amino acids)
Biological process (GO): mRNA alternative polyadenylation
Cellular component (GO): mRNA cleavage and polyadenylation specificity factor complex
Molecular function (GO): mRNA binding
Source: RefSeq, a predicted model, not a curated record
GAGGCGCGGCCGGGCGGGAUCAUGGCGGACGGCGUGGACCACAUCGACAUCUACGCCGAUGUGGGCGAGGAAUUCAACCAGGAAGCUGAAUAUGGUGGACAUGAUCAGAUUGAUUUAUAUGAUGAUGUAAUUUCUCCAUCUGCGAAUAAUGGAGAUGCCCCAGAAGAUCGUGAUUACAUGGAUUCUCUCCCACCAUCUGUUGGGGAUGAUGUAGGUAAAGGAGCUGCACCAAAUGUUGUCUAUACGUAUACUGGAAAAAGAAUUGCCUUGUACAUUGGAAAUCUUACUUGGUGGACAACAGAUGAAGACUUAACUGAAGCAGUUCAUUCACUGGGGGUAAAUGAUAUUUUGGAGAUAAAAUUUUUUGAAAAUCGUGCUAAUGGCCAGUCUAAAGGGUUUGCCCUUGUGGGUGUGGGAUCAGAAGCAUCCUCCAAAAAGUUGAUGGAUUUAUUGCCUAAAAGAGAAUUGCAUGGGCAGAAUCCUGUUGUGACUCCAUGUAAUAAACAAUUUCUGAGUCAGUUUGAAAUGCAGUCAAGGAAAACCACACAGUCUGGCCAGAUGUCUGGGGAAGGUAAAGCUGGUCCCCCAGGAGGAAGCUCACGAGCAGCGUUUCCACCUAGUAACAGAGGGCGAGGUCGUUUUCCAGGUGCCAUUCCAGGUGGAGACAGAUUCCCUGGACCUGCAGGGCCAGGAGGGCCACCACCACCUUUCCCAGCUGGACAAACUCCCCCACGUCCACCUUUAGGUCCUCCUGGCCCACCAGGCCCACCAGGCCCUCCACCUCCUGGUCAGGUCCUCCCACCUCCAUUAGCUGGACCUCCUAAUCGUGGUGACCGUCCACCACCACCAGUUCUGUUUCCAGGACAGCCUUUUGGUCAGCCUCCACUUGGGCCACUUCCUCCAGGCCCUCCACCACCAGUACCAGGCUAUGGGCCACCACCAGGUCCGCCACCACCUCAGCAGGGUCCACCUCCACCUCCAGGUCCAUUUCCCCCUCGUCCGCCUGGCCCUCUUGGGCCACCCCUGACUCUUGCUCCUCCUCCACACCUCCCUGGGCCACCUCCAGGUGCUCCACCACCUGCACCACAUGUGAAUCCAGCUUUCUUCCCCCCACCUGCCAAUAGUGGCAUACCUACUUCAGACAGCCGUGGCCCACCUCCGACAGAUCCAUAUGGCCGACCUCCACCAUAUGACAGAGGUGACUAUGGGCCACCUGGAAGGCGUUUCACUGGAAAUAACAUGUCCAUAAGAGAAAAAUUACAUAUUCCAUUCUAUGGGAGGCACACGAAAAAUAAUACUCAAAACUCAGGGAGAGAAAUGGAUGCUGCAAGGACACCUCUAAGUGAAGCAGAAUUUGAAGAAAUCAUGAAUAGAAAUAGGGCGAUCUCGAGCAGUGCCAUUUCGAGAGCUGUAUCAGAUGCCAGUGCUGGGGACUAUGGAAGUGCUAUAGAGACCUUGGUAACUGCAAUUUCCUUAAUUAAACAGUCCAAAGUAUCUGCGGAUGAUCGCUGUAAAGUACUUAUUAGCUCUCUUCAGGACUGCCUUCAUGGAAUUGAGUCCAAGUCUUAUGGUUCUGGAUCCAGAAGACGUGAGCGAUCCAGAGAGAGGGACCACAGUAGGUCACGAGAAAAAAGUAGGCGCCACAAAUCACGUAGUAGAGAUCGUCAUGAUGACUACUAUCGGGAAAGAAGCCGUGAAAGAGAGAGGCAUCGUGAUCGUGACAGAGAUCGCGACAGAGAACGAGACAGAGAGAGAGAAUAUCGUCAUCGUUAAAGAAGCUGAAGGAAGAGGAACAGCGUUGCAAGACAAGAUACAUUCUUCAAGGAAAGAUGCUUGUCCAGCAGUUUGCUUCAUGUGAUUGAACUGAGCCUGUAAGGAUUCAUGGAUAAAAUGAACAGGAAUAGAUCUGAAUAAAGCAAAUCUGCAUACAUGGUAACCAGUAGCUCUUUUACUUUUUUAUGUUGCUUAACUGUUUUAUUUGAGGGAAACCUGUGUGAUUUAAACCUUAUAGCUUUUGCAACUUUAUUACUGGUUAUAUACAGUUGGCAAUUAUAAUGUGCAAGCAAUUGGAAAAAGUCAAGUAAAUGCUUGUUUUUAUAGUAGUUUGUUCAUGUUAAACUGUUCAUAUGAUAAUGUCUGUACACAGCACCACUGAUUACAGUAGAUGUAGUGUUGUAAUAAACUGUUUAAUGGGGCUGAUGUGUAAAGCUGUUCAAGUUAUUUGAUGUUUACACCUCAGGGAAAGUCUUGUGUUCAGCAAUAUUUAAAGAUAAUGUUACAAUGAAAACAUUGAUGCUGUUUUUAAAAACAUCGCAAUAGUUCUUGCAUAUGCCUCAACCUAAUCUUGCAUUCAGUGAGUUAAACAUACUAAUGUUGCUCUCACACAUUCAAUUUUGAUAUGAAAAUAGGUGGUUACAUAAAACCUUUAAUGCUAUUUUGCUUUCUAGCAGUGUUUACCUAGGUGGCUUGUGAAUUUGCUAAUUGACAUAUAUAUAUAAAACUGUAAAAACUGCAGCUCUUUGUGGUCUGUUUUGAGGAGAGGUGGUCCCAGGCCUGUGAUUUUAGCACUCUGAAAAUUUUCUCUCUCAUACAGCCUUGAUCCUGAUUGACACUACAGUUAAUAUAAACUUAAACUGCUCAUAUGAACUUAAACUGUCCAUAAUAAGGGGUGGAAAGGUUAGGUUUAAAAACCAAAACAAAACCCUGCAGUUGUUUACAGUUUUAUAGUAAUAGUGCUUGUUGUGUGUUCCCUCUCCACCCCCAAGGCUAUAGCAGUCUGUACAUAGUUGUGUAUUAGCAAUGUGCCAGAAGAAACCAGAUGUUUCCAUUUUUCAGACUUUAUGGGUUUGGUAUUUUCUUAAUACUUUGGGGUUUAUUCACACAUGCAUAUAAAAGAGAAGGUACACUUGUAUGUCCUUGUUCAGUGAUGGGCAUUAUUUAAAUGUCUUAGCAAAAAGUGGCGCUAAUUAAAUCUGUCAGAUGAGGUUUUGUAAAUUUACCUAAAAACAAAUUAUUGGAGCUCACAGUGAAAGUUGACUUCAAAUUCAAGAAUUUGUUUUAAAUUUCGUUGUGUCAAAUGCAAGUGAAUAGAAGGUUCAUAUAAGUUGCAAAAACUUAGUUUCUGGCAGCCUUGCACAAAGGCUCACUUGUAGUCUGUUGUAAAUUGUUAUGUAACGGAUUUAUUCUUGGAGUUUUCACUUAUUCAAAUAGCUGCACUUAAUGUUUUAAGUUAAGUUUCAAGACCUCAGAUGGCUUUAAGAGGCAACUCUUAGACAACUCGUGAUUUCUUUUUUUACCGAUUUUGAAGAUUUUACAGCUGACCUAAAAUGUUGCCCUGUUCAGGAAAGCACUUAAAUCCAUUUGGUUUUCCAGAACAUCUAAAGCAUGUGCUUACGUUCCAUAGAUUUCAAGGAAUGUAAACGUACGCUUUAAGUACCUUAUUUGCAUACGUGACUGAUCUUUUAUGCUUUACUGAGUUGGGACCAGUAGCCUGUGCAACUGCGAAGUUUUGCAUAAGUCUGAAAUGCUCUAAUAUUUUUGUCACCUACCAUUCAGCCAGGUUUCCUGCAGCCAGGUUGAUGCUUUUGGACUUGGCUACAGCUUCAGACUCUCCCCUUUUUUUUCCUUAAAUUGUGUACCUCAGUUCCUCAUGCAUGGGAUCACUGGUGUUUAUUGAACUAUUUGCUACUGAGAAGAUAUUUGACAUGUUUGUUUAAUCCUGUUUGAAAAUGAAAGCUGCCUUUUAAAAUUUUGUAAAACUGAAAGUUGUGUCAAACAAGUCAUGACUCAUUUCCUGCUUUUUGUGAAUAGGUGUUGGUUACAAACAGUACUGUUGUAAUUUUUUUUCUUUCUUUACUUAAAAACAUUGUUUACUGCUGUGUGUAAUAAGUUUAAGGAAGAAAUAACCUGCCUGUAGCUGUUACAUGGGGAAUAGCUAAUACUGGAGAGGCAGCAGGUAAGUAAUGUUCCAUUGCAUAGAUAUAUUAAAUCUGAAAAUAAAAAAAGUAAUUUUACAAGCAUUUUAUGCAGGAACUGAUAUUUUACUCCACAGUGAAAUAGAUUUAAGGAGACUGUUGCUCUUUUUACACAGAGUGUAAUUUCUCACUCGCAUGUAGAUUUCCAUUGCUGGCAAUGGAAAUAGCAGGGAGGGAAUAGCAGGGGGAAAAUAAUGUAAGUUAAACCGAGCGAUCAUUGUGACUUGAGAGAUGAGGUCCCCGUAUGAAGCCCCUUAUUUCUACCUGUUCUCCGAAUACGUAGUUUUAACUGAUAAAUGUACUGUGUUGCAAUUUAGAUAAUACUCUCUUGUUAUUGUGAGUUUCAUUUGUUAGAUGUUUUUUUAAUGAAACAAAAAAAUGUACAGAAAAAAUCCAAAGACCCUGAUAGACACCAAAAAGGAAUAUGCCUAAUGCACAUCAUGUAUAACUGGAUCUGCAGUAGAAUUUUUACCAGAUUUUGGUUUAUUAAACGUUACUGGCAAUUUCCUGUGCACGCUCAGGAAAUAGCAGUUUGGUAACUUACUGACUGGUGAUGAUGCCAUGAUGGCCACUGCUGUGCUCUUUGAUAUUCAUCCAGUUGUAUUUCAUCUCCUUUUGCUGAUGAAAGGACAAAAUAGUCUGUGAGGAGAUACUUUAUUUCUUUCAAAUACUGAUUUUAUAAGUAACGUUGAAAAUAAUAUCUUAAGGCUGUGUCCUUUAUCUUGAAAGACAAAACCAACAAGUAGUGACUUAGGAGUGGCAGUGCUUUAGCAACAGAAGUUGUUUUACUGGAGGUUUGUUUUUUAGAAGUAGAGGGGUUUUUUUAAAGUAAAAUUUCUACUGGACUGUAUGUUUUGACAGGUCAAAAAUACUUCUUCAGAAGAAGAACAUAGUAUUUUGGAAACUGUAGAGUCUUUUUUUUUUUCCUCAUUCCCUUUUUGCUUUCUGUGCCAAUAAUUUUAGUUCUGAUUGCAUUUUGAAAAACGUUUGUCAGAACUUCUUCAAUUUUUUAUUUACAGUGUGGUUUAUAAGCUUGGAUAGCUGUUGUUUUUGUGUUGAACAAGAUAUCUUAUUAAAUUUAGGCAUUAGCGUGAUUUUUUUCUUUUUUUUAAGGAGUGAGUGCUUUCUGGUUUUGUUCCUUUGAAAUUGGUGAGGCUUAGUUUUUCUAACUGUAUUUUUUUACAUGGUUGUUUAGUUGCAUACCCAAACCCUUGUAAAUUUUUUCCUAGUUGUAUGUGGAAAAUUGGAGAUUUAAAUGUUGUAUAUACUUGUCAUCUGUGUUUCUAGUAAAAAUACAUGGUAUUCUUUAUAGAAAUACUUAAUUCCUGAUUUCCUUUUCUUAUCCACUUGCUCUCUGUGUACAGGUUAAACAGACUUUGCUUCUAUUUUUAUUUAUAGAAUUUUAUACAUAGCCUCUUAAAGUUAUCAUUGGUUCUGGUGUAAACUGAGAUACAGCCUUAAAUUUCCUAACAUAAUGCACAUUAAGAUACUGUUAGUCAUGUAGAUUCAAAUAUAAAACAUGCAUGUUUAAGACUGGUACUCUUCAGAGAUCCAAGACAGUAAAUUGUUUCUGCCUUGAAAUACAAACUCCUCAAGAUCUUGGAGAAGGAAAAUGCAGGUCAGUGUGCAUAUACUUAAAGAAAAUGGAAUUCUUUCCAAAAUAAGUAUUUUGAUGUAGGAAAGAAGCAACGUGGAUUUGUUUAGGAUUUAAAUUAUUUUGUAAUUGACUGCACAGGUCUUAAACAUAAUGGUUGCAGCAUGCUAAUUAGUCAUGAUGUUUAUGCAGAAAUACUGUCUCUUGCAACUGUUUACUAUGAUGCCGUGCAAUUAAUAUUGCAGACAGGCUUGGGGUGGGUGGAGGUGUUGAGGUGGUUUUUGUUUUUUGUUGUGGCCCCCUCUCCCCCCCAAUUUAAGAUCUGACAUGCUAUGUACUUCUAGUUUCAUUUUUGCUUUAGAGGAUGAAUUACUAACGAGCAGUUUGGAGCAUAGAAUUUCCUCAAUUUGAUGUUCUCAUGGGAUUCCCCGCCCCCCAUGUUGGACAAAAUAUGAUAAAGCAUCUCAUUCUAUUUGUGUAUUUUGCGCUUGUUAGUUCUUGAAUCCUUUCUGUAGCCCCAGUUAUUGCAGUGGGUUCUAGGUUCUGGUAUGACCUAUGCCUGUGCUUAAAUCUUUUAAAGCUUCCUUGCAAAUAUACUAGUUUUACUGAAGUCUCUUGAAAAUACUAAAGAGUAUACCUUUGAUCCCAAUGAAACAGAGCAUUUAAGUUGUAAAAAUUCCCACCUAUUCAUACCAUGUAAUGUGAUUUUUACAUGAUUCAGUGCUAACACUUUGGAGUAUAUUCAAGUAAUAGACUUUGGCCUCACUCUCUUGUAUACUGUAUUUUGUAAUAGAAAAUAUUUUAAACUGUGCAUAUUAUUAUUACAUUACAAAAGAGACAUUCCCUGGAUCUUCAAAUGUAAGAAAAUGAGGAAUGUGUGUGCUUUUAUAAAUACAAGUGAUUGCAAAUUCAGUUUCCUUACUACUGCAGGCGUCCUUUUUUAAAAUAAAAAAAAAAAAGGGGGGGAAAAAAAAAAAGCCAGGUGUUUUAAAAGUGAAAUACAUUCCUGUUUGGUAAACCUUAACAUUUUUAUGACAAUUACCAGCACUGCUGACUUUCUAAAGAAAAGGCUGUAUUGUCUUCCUGUACCAUUCCAUUUCCUGAUUCCCAUUUUGCACAAGGAUGUAUGAGUAAACUAUUCAAGAAAUGGUUUUGAAAUGCAGGAGGGGGGCUUGUCGAAGUUGCAAUGCGGAAUUGCAAUGCAAAAUGUAGGGAAAUGGAUGCCUGUCAGAAUGCCUGACUCCAAAGGAUUUUAUAUAUAUAGUAAACAGUUUCCUGAUACCGGCAGGCCAAAGAGUCUGUUGAAUACUUGAGUUUCUGGAGACCUAUAUUUCUCAACAAGGUAAGAUGGUAUCCUAGCAAAUGUGGAUUUUAAUACAUUUUCAGCAGAGGUACUUAGUUAAUCUGUAAGUUUAGGGAUCAUUUCAUCUUUUUUAGAUGUUAUACUUGAAAUAUUGCAUAACUUUUAGCUUUCAUGGGUUUCUUUUUUUUCAGCCUUUAGGAGACUGUUAAGCAAUUUGCUGUCCAACUUUUGUGUUGGUCUUAAACUGCAAUAGUAGUUUACCUUGUAUUGAAGAAAUAAAGGCCAUUUUUAUAUU